This is a messenger RNA of Exaiptasia diaphana, 1127 nucleotides long. Its product is annotated as transient receptor potential cation channel subfamily A member 1. Gene Ontology annotation, molecular function: protein binding. Bases 213 to 1127 code for a protein of 304 amino acids. The transcript is spliced from 7 exons. Lineage: Eukaryota; Metazoa; Cnidaria; Anthozoa; Actiniaria; Aiptasiidae. The record is from RefSeq and is a predicted model, not a curated record.
AGCACAGAGAACACCACUGAAAAUUUUGUUUUUGUUGAUUCCUUUAGGCAAAGGAUCGCUCUACYGCGUUUCAUUUGGCAUGUGAGCAAGGUUCUGUAGAGAUUGCUAAGCUGUUAUUACAACAUGACCCUGGUAUUGCAAGAAUAUUUUUGAUUGAUACWAACGGCGCCACGCCGCUUCAUAACGCCGCUAAGAACAACAGUCACGCUUUGAUGGAGCUACUCUUGGAACACGGUGCUAAUGUUAAUGCAAAGGAUGGCAAUAAUGUAACCCCCAUAAUGCUAGCAGCAAGUUUUGGUGCUACAGAUACAGUACAGCUAUUACUGGAAAAGGGAGCAGAUCCAACAAUCAAGAACAUUGAUGGCARAUCAGUCAUAUUUAAUGCUGUUGGACAUAGUGACAUCAUGAAAAUACUUUUAACGGAUGGUGAGAAUAGUGAGAAUCUAAUUACGUUACUUACGGAAAAUGAUGCCACUGGAUUUGCUCCUCCGCAUUACGCAGCAAAGCAUGGAGAUUUGAAAAGUAUGCAGUUAUUUCUUGAAUGCAACAAAGCAACAGCAGCAGUUARCUCAGACUCGUUAGACACUCCGUUACACGUGGCUGCUAGGCAUGGGAAACAGCAGGUUGUCAAUUUACUAUUAGAAAAGCARGCUACKAAGAUCAUUAACCUACAAGACACUCGAGGAAGGACWGCACUGCACUAUGCGGCCGGUGGAGGCUAUCACAGAGUUGCAGCCAAACUUCUUUCAUGUGGAGCAUCCAUUGAAAAGGAUCAAAAUGAUCGCACUGCGUUACACGAAGCAGCAAGAACCGGCUCAAAAAGGACCGUUGAACUUAUAGUAAAUGCAAGAAGUCACUGCUUAAAUUUUGUAGAUGAUGAAAAAAAUACAGCUUUACAUCUGGCAGCGAUGUACGAACAUGCUGAACUUGUGACAUUCCUUCUAAGUCAAUCAACACAGAAGGUUCUUUUGAAUUCUUCAAACAAAACUAUUCUGACAACUGCUUUGGAAACAAAUAAUCAUGAAGUCACAGAAGCUAUUGUAGAGCAUAGCAGGUAUAUGAUAUUUGCUAUACACCCUUUUAAUAAGUCCCGAGAUCAAAUACGACUUGAGUCUAAUACUUGGUAA